This is a messenger RNA of Haemonchus placei, 450 nucleotides long. The record is from the annotation of a GenBank genome assembly. Lineage: Eukaryota; Metazoa; Nematoda; Chromadorea; Rhabditida; Trichostrongylidae.
AUGGCUGAAUUGUUAUCUGGGGUGAAAAUUCAGCUGAAAGAUGGAAGUCAGGUAGAUGCUGGCGAAUAUCUUAAAGGAAAGAUGGUCGGUCUCUACUUCUCUGCCAGUUGGUGUCCUCCAUGUCGAACGUUCACACCAAAACUGAAGAGAUUCUACGAAGCUGUUAAAGAGUCUCAUCCAGAUUUCGAAAUUGUUUUCGUAUCGAGAGACAAGGAAGCCGAUGAGCUGUUUGAGUACUAUGACGAGCACAUGGGCGAUUGGGCGUUUAUUCCAUUCGGAGAUCCCAAAAUAGAAGAACUUUUGGAAAAAUAUGAAGCGAGGACGAUACCCGGUAUGCGUAUAAUUAGACCAGAUGGAAGUGUCGUUGUAAAGGAUGCUCGCACUGAAGUUCAGGAGAAGGGCUCUGAUCCGGAAGCACUUUUCGACGAGUGGCAAGCAUUUUACAUGUGA